AGUCCGAGCGGAGCGAGCGAGCUGAGUGGUUGUGUGGUCGCGUCUCGGAAACCCGAAGCCCUUGCAGCAUGGCUGACCAACUGACUGAAGAGCAGAUUGCAGAAUUCAAAGAAGCCUUCUCACUAUUUGACAAGGAUGGUGAUGGGACUAUAACAACAAAGGAGCUGGGGACUGUGAUGAGGUCUCUCGGGCAGAACCCCACAGAAGCAGAGCUACAGGACAUGAUUAAUGAAGUAAAUGCAGAUGGUAAUGGCACAAUUGACUUCCCUGAAUUUUUGACAAUGAUGGCAAGAAAAAUGAAAGAUACAACAGACAGUGAAGAGGAAAUCAGAGAAGCAUUCCGCGUGUUUGAUAAGGACGGCAAUGGCUAUAUCAGUGCAGCAGAGCUUCGUCACGUGAUGACAAACCUUGGAGAGAAGCUGACAGAUGAAGAGGUUGAUGAGAUGAUCAGGGAAGCAGAUAUUGAUGGUGACGGGCAGGUAAACUAUGAAGAGUUUGUACAAAUGAUGACAGCAAAGUGAAGACAUUGUACAGAAUGUGUUAAAUUUCUUGUACAAAAUUGUUUAUUUGCCUUUUCUUUGUUUGUAACUUAUCUGUAAAAGGUUUCCCCCUACUGUCAAAAAAUAUGCAUGUAUAGUAAUUAGGAUUUCAUCCCUCCAAGUUUUCUUCCCUUGUCUUCUGUCAUUGUCCUUAAACCUUAUUUUAGGAAAUUGAUCAAGUAACAUGUUGCAUGUGGCUUACUCUGGAUAUAUCCAAGCUCUUCUGCACAUCUAAACUUAGAUGGAGUUGGCAAGUGAGG
This is a messenger RNA of Chionomys nivalis (European snow vole), 799 nucleotides long. RefSeq names its product calmodulin-like. NCBI's taxonomy places the organism in Eukaryota, Metazoa, Chordata, Mammalia, Rodentia, Cricetidae. The record is from RefSeq and is a predicted model, not a curated record. The coding region runs from base 69 to 521 and encodes 150 amino acids. Gene Ontology annotation, molecular function: calcium ion binding. The transcript has a single exon.